This is a messenger RNA of Hydractinia symbiolongicarpus, 2681 nucleotides long. Its product is annotated as rho GTPase-activating protein 11A-like. Bases 475 to 2358 code for a protein of 627 amino acids. Gene Ontology annotation, biological process: signal transduction. The transcript is spliced from 10 exons. The record is from RefSeq and is a predicted model, not a curated record. NCBI's taxonomy places the organism in Eukaryota, Metazoa, Cnidaria, Hydrozoa, Anthoathecata, Hydractiniidae.
CUAGAACACACUCCUGAAGAUCAUUUUUUUCUUUUGUGUGGAAUGUUAUUCUAAUUUCUUUAUAUCUUAGCAAUUACAUUCAGCAUAUUGAAAUGAUUUGCCUCUGAUAGUUUUAGCUGUUAUUGACAUGUUUUUCACAACCUAAUGCCCAGCACUGAAUUAAUAAAUGCGUUUAAAAUAUAAAAAAAAUGUUAAAAUUAAAUUUGGAUAAUAUUCUUCUUAUUAUCUUCAAUACUUUCAACCAACAGGUGAUCACAAAAAAUUGCCCUUUUUUUCUGUUUUUGAAAAAUGUGAUUGACUAGAUUAUGUUGUAUGGCUGGAUGACAAAUAGUGUUUGUUGGUCAUGUUAGACAGUUGUCCUUUUCAUACAGUAGGAAAUGACCAUAAAACACAUUGGGGACACAAAUAUGUGUCCUUCAAAAAUUAUGUUGCAUAUAUAUUCCUAUCUAUUUUUUUUUUUAGAAAUGAUAUAAUAUGAAAGACAUAUUCAGCAUAGACUUCCGUGAUGCCAUUCGAAAAGUUGUAAGAACGGAACUAAAAGAGAAAUUUGCAAUAAAGCCUCCCAAAGAGAAGCUUAACAAAUGUCAGGAUGGGGAAAAUGAAAGUAAGUUGUUUGGUGUACCCCUUGACAAAAUACCAUCAAAAAGCAUAAAAGACGACCAAUACUUUUCAGUGCCUAUGUUUUUGAUUGAUGCCUUUGAGUACCUAAAUGAACAUGUCAAAGUUGAAGGACUGUUUCGAAAAUCUGGAUCUGUUGGUCGACAAAGAAUGUUACGAGAGAUAUUAGAGCGCGAUGGAACUUGUUGUUCGUGUGAUUUUGUCCAGCCACAUGAUGUAGCUGCUCUUGUAAAGCAGUUCUUUCGGGAACUUCCAGACUCUUUAUUAACAGGGCGGUAUUCGCCUUUAUUUAUCAAAUGUUUAUCACUAAAUAAUAUGAACGACGCAAUAUCAGCUAUUGCAUUGUGCUGUUUAUUGCUGCCAGACGAAAAUUUGCGUGUGUUGAAGUAUUUUACUAAGUUUAUUGCUGAAGUUGCCAACCACUCUGUUGAAUCAAAAAUGACGUUAAAUAAUCUUGCUAUAGUGUUUGCACCGAAUUUAAUGUGUACUGCUGCAAAAGAUCGAAAUAGCGAGAAGUCUAUGAAAGAAGCCACGCAAAUAGUUGACUUAUUAUUCAAAAAUUCUCAUUUAAUUGGAAUGGUACCAGAUGCCUUGUAUACAAAAGCAGUAAAUGUAAAUACUGAAGGUGGCUUUUACAGUUCCUCCGGAGAUGAACUUGAUACUGCAGAUGAAGGUGGAAGACAAGGACGAACAUUAGCAAGGUCAGAUAAGAAAAGAGACCGUAGCAAAUCAAUUACCGGUUUUCUAAAGCGUAAUUUUAAACAAAACGAGAGAGGGACUCCUAAACCGCAUGCUCGAUCAAGAAGCGAGAAGGCUGUAUCACUGCGAAAAACAUCACGAAAGAACAGUCUGACGAAAAGAAAUUCUGAAAAUGACAUGCUGUCCAAUGUAAAAGGAUCUAAAGAUCAACCAUGGAGAAUAGAUCGACCCACCAAAAGACCUAGCAACACAAAGACGAACAUUAGUCCGGUAAGAAAAAGUCCAAGACUUGCUCACAAACUGGUUAUUUCACCACCCACGUUGAAAUCAAUGCCGCACCAAGUACAUAUAACUCCAAGACGCCAUCUUCAUCCUGUAGAGAAUUCACAAAGAAACAAUCAACAGAGGGAGACCAAGGAGAAAUUAAAAGGACCAGUGCUGCCAUCCAAAUUUGAAUUCACUCGUGCAACGUCUGAGAAAGUAAAGGCCUCACAAUCUAACAUAAAGUUGUCCAGGUCAAAGUCUAGUAACACAUAUAUGCCAUCCACACAGAACACGACUGAACUUACUAUACCUCAACCUAAAAUCAGCCGCUCUACGCAGAAACCGCAUGUUAGGAAGUCUCGACGAGCUUCCUCCAUGGACAGAAGACGAGCGCGAUACGCAAGCUCAAACAGAAUUCGUCGUGUGUUACCGAAAACGCCAAUAGAACUGGCAGCAGAGGCGUCUAAGAAUUUAGUAACUACUACUAACGAAGAAGAAAUUAACACUGCCUUUCUGGAAAAGACGUCUUCUCCACUUGACACGUCACCAAAUGCAGAUGUGUCGAACGAUUCUUCUACAUCGAAGUCGAGUUUACACGGGAGAAAAAAUAUUAGUUCUUGCACGCGAAAACAAACAGAUGAAAACUCCCCAGUUACGCCGGAAGGUAAAACGAUUCAGAGAUCGAUAUCGACCGCUGUUCGCAAACCCGCUACGCCUUAUAGUGUUACGCCUCAAGUGGGCGUCAAGAGGCUGCAGCCAUUCUACGGAGUUAUCUGAGAUAGCUUCACGCUUAUUUAUUAUUCGGUUAUUUUACGUAGAAAUUUAAAAUUUGUAUCUUCACUAAUACAAGACCUUGUUAUUUUCGGUUUUCUUUGGUAUUAAAUUAUGGAGAACAUGGGGUAUCGGAUAAUGAGGGGGGUUAGAAAAUAUUUCAACAAUUUGCAAUCCAGAGGGGAAGAUUUUUCUGCACUUUAAUCUCCUUGAACAAUUCUUUUAAAGUAUAUACAUAUUUGUAAAUGCUUCCUUGUUUUUAACUGUAGUUUAGUUCAACCUAUAUGUUUUAGAGAAAAAAUUAUAUCUAAUAAAUAUUAAAACUUUAA